Molecule: messenger RNA, 1784 nt
Organism: Mobula hypostoma (lesser devil ray)
Lineage: Eukaryota; Metazoa; Chordata; Chondrichthyes; Myliobatiformes; Myliobatidae
Product: melanocortin receptor 5-like
Exons: 1
Coding region: 1-960 (319 amino acids)
Biological process (GO): adenylate cyclase-activating G protein-coupled receptor signaling pathway; regulation of metabolic process
Cellular component (GO): plasma membrane; cytoplasm
Molecular function (GO): melanocortin receptor activity
Source: RefSeq, a predicted model, not a curated record
AUGAAUUUAACCAAGCUUUCCCUGACGAGGGUAACUCUGGCCGAGGCAAUGGUGAACAGGACGAGGAGCUCUACUGCUUUAUGUGAACAAGUCAGUGUAGCAGUUGAGGUGUUCUUAAUUCUGGGUAUCAUUAGUCUGCUAGAAAAUAUUCUGGUUAUUGCUGCAAUUAUUAAGAACAGGAACCUGCAUUCACCUAUGUACUUCUUUGUCUGCAGCUUGGCAGUGGCGGACAUGUUGGUGAGUGUGUCCAAUGCAUGGGAGACUAUUGUGAUAACUUUACUCCACAACAGGCGUUUGGUUGUCAAGGACAGCUUUGUCAAACACGUAGACAACGUGUUUGACUCCAUGAUCUGCACCUCAGUGGUGGCAUCCAUGUGCAGUCUCUUGGCCAUUGCUGUUGAUAGAUACAUCACCAUAUUUUACGCAUUGCGCUACCACCACAUCAUGAGCAUGAAGAGAGCGGCCUUUAUUAUUGCAGGGAUCUGGGCGUUAUGCACCGGGUGUGGCAUCAUUUUCAUCAUCUACUCCGAAAGCCCAACUGUCAUCAUCUGUCUUGUCACUAUGUUCUUCGUUAUGCUGCUCCUCAUGGCAUUCCUCUAUAGCCACAUGUUUCUGCUGGCCCGCUCUCACGCCAAGCGGAUUGCUGCUAUGUCAGGCUCCAACUCCAUCCAUCAGCAGGCAAGCAUGAAAGGUGCCAUCACCUUGACAAUCCUGCUUGGCAUCUUCAUUGUCUGCUGGGCACCAUUCUUCCUGCACCUCAUCCUCAUGGUCUCCUGCCCCAGGAACCUUUACUGCACGUGCUUCAUAUCACACUUCAACUUGUAUCUGAUCCUCAUCAUGUGUAACUCGAUCAUUGACCCACUCAUCUACGCCUUCCGCAGUCAAGAAAUGCGGAAGACGUUAAAGGAGAUCAUUUGCUGCCAUAGUUUAAGGGCAGUUUGUGGACUUACUGUCAAGUGAGACUACAGUGAGUGAAGGUUGUUGGCUUUUAAAGGUUCCAAUAACUAAAUAUAGUGGAAGUCAUGAUCUGAUACAGUUUUUAGCACAACUUCUCUUCUUGUCCACUUGUCCCUCUGGGAAUAUGCUCUAGUGUUUAGUUUGUAUCUUUUAACAGUACAGCUGUAUUCUGAGGAGCUUUGAGUCCCUCCUCUGGUUAAUUUCUCCUGCCAAGAAACCCCACCACCUUGCAUUUAUCUGUAUUGAAUUUCAAAUGCCCAGGGAAAAGUGAGAGAGAGAAAAAAAACUCUCCUGGUGCUGGAAACCUGAAGUAAGGAUGGAAAAUGCUUAGCACAGGUCUGGCAACAUCUGGAAGGUCUGGCAACACCCAAAACUAGGAAACAUUAGAAAAUAAGCAGAGGAGAGGAAGGGGUGGAUUGCUAAUAAAGUGGUUGAGACCCUGAGAGAGUGAACAAUGCAAAUGAUUUUUCUGUAACAGAGAGUUUGAAGCUUCUUAAUUACUGCUGAUCUUCCUUGAGAAGGUGUAAAUAAAGCACAGAACACAAAACACUGCAGCAUAGCCCACGAUGUUACCCCAACCUCUAUAAACCUACUCCAUGGUCAAUCUGUCCCAUCCUUCCUACACGACCCAUACCACUCCACUUUUCUUACAUCCAUGUGUCUAAGAGUCUUGAAGUUACCAAUGUAUCAGCCUCUACCACCAUCCCUGGCAGUGCAUUCCAGGCAUCUACCACUCUGUGUAAAAACCUACCGUUGACAUCUUCCCUAAACUUUGCUCCACUCAUCUUUAAUAGAGAGGAAAGAAUGAGGCAAGAGGAGAAGGAUAA